Molecule: messenger RNA, 7245 nt
Organism: Sarcophilus harrisii (Tasmanian devil)
Lineage: Eukaryota; Metazoa; Chordata; Mammalia; Dasyuromorphia; Dasyuridae
Gene: XIRP1
Product: xin actin binding repeat containing 1
Exons: 3
Coding region: 182-6640 (2152 amino acids)
Biological process (GO): actin cytoskeleton organization; actin filament organization
Cellular component (GO): stress fiber; focal adhesion
Molecular function (GO): actin filament binding
Source: RefSeq, a predicted model, not a curated record
CCAGGAGCUGAUCACGGCGGAGAGCGGGAGCAGACAAGGGCCAGAGCCCCUCCAGCUGGCUUUCUGAGGACCCAGGGACCCCCAGAGCACGCCAGCAUCUCUCCAGAAAACCCCCGCCCUCAUUGCUGCCAGGGCGCCCCAAAGCAUCUGAGAGAGAGCCCCAGACCCCAGCACCUACAGGAUGGCCGAGGGCAAGGUCCAGGAGGCGUCCACAAUGACCUUCCCAGGCGCCAGGGAAGUCGCGCUGACCCCGCCGCCGCCCCCCGCCCAGGAUGACCUGCCCUUGCCCCCUCCCAAGGAGGCUUUCUCCAAGUUCUACCAGCAGCGGCAGGCCAACGAGCUCCGGAGGCUCUACCGCCACAUCCACCCAGAGCUGCGCAAGAAUCUGGAGGAAGCCGUGGCUGAGGACCUGGCCGAGGUCCUGGGGGCCGAGGAGCCCACGGAAGGGGACGUCCAGUCCAUGCGCUGGAUCUUUGAGAACUGGAGUCUGGACACCAUUGGGGAUCACCAGCCCCACCAGAGGCUGACAGACGGCGAGGCGGUCCCCGGAGGCGAUGUGCGAGCCACGUCCAAGAAGUUCGAGGACGGCUCUUUCGGCGGCUCAGACCAGGCGCCCGCCAAGCCCGAGCCCAUCCAGGGGGACGUCCGGACGGUCCGGUGGCUGUUCGAGACCCAGCCAAUGGACGCGCUGACCAGUCAGACAGAUAUCCAGAAAGCCGUGCUCCGCGAGCCCCCGCCUGGCGGGGAUGUGCAAGGUACCAGGACCCUCUUCGAAACCAGGCCGCUGGACAGCCUGGGCCGGGCAGCCUCUGCCCAGGAGCAAAGUCCCCUGCAGCUGCGCUCCGAGAUCCAGGAGCUGAAGGGGGACGUGAAGACCACAGUGAAGCUCUUCCAGACGGAGCCCCUGUGCGCCAUCCGGGACCCCGAGGGCGGCAUACACGAGGUUCGGGCGGCCUGCCGGGAGGAGAUCCAGAGCACCGCGGUGAGGACAGCCCGCUGGCUGUUUGAGACCAAGCCGCUGGACGCCAUCAAUCGGGACCCGAGCCAGGUGCGGGUGAUCAGGGGGAUCUCCCUGGAGGAGGCGGCCCGGCCGGACAUCAGCAACACGCGCUGGCUCUUUGAGACGCAGCCACUCGACGCCAUCCGAGAGGUGACCAUCGACGAGAAGGACUUCCAGCCUUCCCCGGACCUCAUCCCCCCCGGCCCCGACGUCCAACAGCAGCGAAUGCUGUUUGAGACGUGGGCCCUGGACACACUGAAGGGCGAGGACGCGCCCCAGGAGGACGCGGCCGCCAAGGAGGCUGUGGUCGGAGGGGAUGUCCGAUCCACGCUGUGGCUGUUUGAGACGCGGGCCCUGGAGACUCCCAGUCGGGAGGUCCAGGUGGGGCGCCUGCAGCAAGUCAGGCAGCCGGAGGGCGACGGGAGGGACUUGGAGGGCGCCUCCAAAUCGGCCCUCGGCCAGCCCCCCGCCGGGGACGGGGAAGCAAAGGGGGACGUGAAGGCUUUCAAGAAGCUGUUUGAGACUCUCCCUCUGGACAGCAUCGGGCAGGAGAAGCCGGCUGGCCCGGCGGAGGAGAGGAAGCCGAGGGAGGGCACGUUCGCCGGCCAGGUGCAAGCCGGCCAGGCCCUGUUUGAAAAAUGGCCUCUCUACGCCAUCCAGGAUGGCCAAGGAGGCCUCCACGCUCUGACCUCGGUCAGCAGGGAGCAGGUGGUUGGGGGCGACGUUCAGGGCUCCAGGUGGAUGUUUGAGACACAGCCCCUGGACCGGCUGGGCCAGAGUCCUGAGAGGGUGGACGUCAUCCGGGGGGUCACCCGCCAGGAGGUCGUGGCUGGGGACGUCAGCAGCGGUCGCUGGCUGUUUGAGACACAGCCCCUGGAGGUCAUCCACCGGCAGCAGCAGGAGAAAGAGGGCAAAGAGGAGGAGCCCCCGGCGGAGGCGCCCCCCAAGUGUAGCGUGCAGACCAUGCGCUGGCUUUUCGAGACCCGUCCCAUCCAGGCCCUGUCGGGGCCAGAGGUCACGGGUGCCGGGCCCCAGUCCGACGUGCGCUCUUACACGUGGAUGUUUGAGAGCCAGCCCCGAGAGGGGCCCGGGGGGCCCGGAGAGCAGCACCUGCAGGUCAGACAGGCCUCCCCGCCCAGCACAGACCAACAGAUGGAGGCUCAUGUCUUUGAAACGGAGCCCCUGCUUUCCACUCAGGCUGGCGGAGGGAAGGACCCCGUCCAUUACUGCAGCCGUGUGGAGAUUCCCAUCGGGCAGGUCUCCCGAAGGAAGGAGGCCUUCGAGGGCCCGCUGGCGGCCGGAGGCCCGAGGGAGGAGCCCGCGACGCCACCCACACCGGGUGGCUCCGUGCGCAAGUUUACGUGGCUCUUUGAGAACUGCCCCAUGGACCGCUUACAGGCAGAGGCCGGGGGCAUCCAGGAGAUGCCCCCGGAGAAGGGCACAGUCACCGCCGCCUCGGGAAAGAGGUUUGUCUUUGAGACCGGCUCCCUGGGGGAGCUCCCGGACGACGUGGACGAGUCAGAGCUGCUGAGAAUUGAGAAGAAGGCGGUGGAGGGGGGGCCCGGCUCCCCCCAGACCCUCCGCUUCGAGAGCCAGCCGCUGUACGUGCUGCCGGACCGCCAGGGCCGGCUCCACGAGGUCACGGCCGUGAGGAAGGAAGAGGUGCAGAAGGCGGACUCCCGGGGCGCCCGCUGGGUCUUCGAGACCAGGCCGCUGGCCCCCGGUCCCGGAAGCGGGGAGGAGGUCUUCGUGCUCCGAGCCGUGACCCAGGAGGACAUCCGCCAGGGGGAGCGCAGGGCGGCCCGCUGGAAGUUUGAGACAGAACCCCUGGAGCCCACCAGACCCGGCCCCACAGAGGGCACGGGGCGGCCGGUGGGCAGCUACGUGAGGACCGUGAGUGUGAGCGACGUGCAGCAGGGGAGCGUCCGCACCUCCACCUGGCUCUUUGAGAACCGGCCCCUGGACUCCCUGAAGGGCGGCUCCGAGCCGGCCCCCGAGCCGGCCCCGGCCGUGCAGAGGCAGGACAGCCGCCGCGGGGACGUGAAGCGCUGCACGUGGCUCUUUGAGACGCAGCCCCUCGACCGGCUGCGGGAGCCCGCGGCCCCGGAGGAGGCGCCCCCCGAGGAGCUGCCCCGAGCGGACGUGAAGAGCACCACGUGGCUCUUUGAGAGCACGCCCCUGGACCGGCUCCGCGACCCUGCGCCCCCCGAGGAGCGCCCCCGGGAGCAGGUGCCCGCGGGGGACGUGAAGGGCACCACCCGCCUGUUCGAGAGCAAGCCCCUGGGUCACACGGAGGCCCAGAAGUCCAGAGGCCAGGAGGAGAGGGAGGCAGCCGCGGGGGAGACCCUGUGCAGGCUGCACCGCAGCCCGGGUGUCCUGCAGGGGUCAGGGAUCCUCAUCGAAGCGCACACGGCCCGGACAGUGCGCAUGGCCAAGUACCAGCUGCCCGGCCAGGAGCCGCCUCGGGUGCAAAAGGAGGAGCUGGUCCUGGGGGAGCUUCCCAGGAUCCUCCGCCGGGUGACGCAGGGCCCAGACGUGGAUCCUCAGGGGCUGCUGGUGCGGGAGGACGAGGCAGGCCUCAUGAAGCCCGAGCCGCUGCUGCUCUCCGCCCUGGCUGACAGUGGCCACGAGGUCUGGGACUUGCUGGCCUGGAGCUGGGCCCCCUCUGGAGCCAGAACCGGGCUGGUGAUCCAAGAGACCGAGCGGGGCCUGGUGAAGCUGCUGGUCUACUCGCUCCGGCUCCCGCCCGGGGCCCCGGAGAGGGGCAGUGUCCAGCUGUUAGCCAGCUGCAUCGAGAAGGGGGAUCUGAGCUCCCUCAAGAGCCUGCAAUGGGAGCCACCCACCGAGAGCCCCAGCCCGGCCGAGGGCACGAGCCCCCCAUGCCAAACUCCUGCUACCGCAUCUUUGGAGAAGAAGGUCAUCCACGUGGCUUUGCCGGACGGGGGAAUAGGGGGUCCGAGGGGCACGGGAGCCACUUCCACCGAUCUUCUGAGCAAGGAGGCAUGGGCGGAGCCUAGGGGGCUGCAGAAGCCCCCUGUGACUGCUGGAGACCCACGGGCUGCCCCAUCUGGGAGUGUGCCAGGCCCCGACCUCCAGGUAGCCAUGCAGAACCUGCGGCAGGCCACGGCCGAGGCCCAGAACCUCCAGCACCACAUGCAGAGCAAGCACAAGCCGAAGGCCGUGUCCCCGGCCCAGGAGGCCCUCCAUGACAGGCAGCCACCAGAGCCAGCCCCGCCGGGCAGCCCGGCCCCCAGAAUCUCCAGGGCACCGAUGCCCAGCGUCCUAGUGACCCCCGGGGUCCGCAGCAAGGUCAGUGCCGGUCAGGAGGCGCCAGUGGAAGGGUCGCUUGGGGGGAGGGUGCCCAUUCAGGAUGGCAUCUACUCGGCCAAGGCCGUGAGCACCUUCAUGCCCCCCGCUGGGCCCUUGCCUGCUAAGGGGGAGCUGGAAGCCAGGCCCCAGCAGGGGACUUUCCUGCCAGGGGCCCCCACCCCCCCAAGGAUCGGGGGCCUGGACACGGGCUCGGGAGCAGAGGGGGAAGGGCCCAGGGGCUGCGUGCAGGCCGCCCUGCAGUCUCUGGGCAAGGCCAGUAUGAACGUGAGCAAAGGCGACAUCAGAGCAGCCCUUAUCUACCAGGACGCGGCCCGCAGGGUCUGCCGCCCCACACCGAGCCCCGCCACUGGCCCACAGGCCCUUAACGCCUUUCCUCCCCCCCCAGCUGCUGUGACUGGAGCCCAGCUCCCGCCCCCAGCCGGCCCUGAAGACGAUGCUCUUUCCUGUGCCGUGGGCCCCCAGAAGCCCCACACUCAUCUCCCCAGCCCCGCCUCCGGCCAGAGACCCCCAGAGAGAGCAGAGACGGUCCCCCAGAAGCCCCAUGCUCAUCUCCCCGGCCCUGCCUCCGGCCAGAAACCCCCAGAAAGAACAGAGACUGUCCCCCAGAAGCCCCACAGUAUUCUCCUCAGCCCUGCCUUUGGCCAGAGACCUCCAGAGAAAGCAGAAGCAGAGACGGCCCCCCAGAAGUCCUGUGCUCAUCUCCCCGGCCCCGCCUCUGGCCAGAGACCCCCAGAGAGAGCAGAGAUGGCUGUGCUGGUCACCAGGAAGAAGCCUGCGCUCCCUCCCAAGCCUGCACACCUCACAGGCCCAGCCCACGGCCUCGCCCCUAAGUAUCCAGGCCUCCCCACCAGCCCCGGGGAGGCUCCAUCCCCAAGCCCUCCACACCAAACAAGCGGGCCUCCUGGCGGCCUCCUCGGUGGGAGCCAUCACCCCAGCCUGGCCACCUCGCAGGCCUCAGAGAAGCAGGCUGGGGGCAGCGGCGUCCAGGCCCCGGCGACGAGGUCUCCCCGCACCCUGAUGCCCCCUGAGGGGGACCCUGCCCCACUGCAGGGACCCAGGGGGCCGCCCGGGCCGGAGCCACAAGCGGAGGCCGAGGCCGGUCCACAGCAGCCCCAGGAGGAGAUCCCUCAGGGCCACGUCCAGGAAACCAAAGACAUCUUUGAAAACCUGAGGAAGCAGCAGGAGCUCCGGGCCAUCCUGAGCCGGGUCAAGGCCAUGGAAGAGGAGGCCGUGAGCGGGGUGGACGUGAAGGCCCUGCAGAGCCUCUUUGAGGCCGUUCCCGAGUGGGUGGGGAAGAGGCCCCCGACAUCGGAACCCCGGGAGGCCAGGCCCGGGCAGGUCUCCCCAGUGGGCCCCAAGGAGGUGUCCUCGGUGGAGCUGGCCUUCGGGGACCUGGCCCGGGCCAGCGCCGAGGUGGCCUGCCUCAAGGAGCAGACCCUGGCCCGGCUGCUAGACAUCGAGAAAGCCAUCCGCAAGGCCCUCAGCUCUGUGUCCAGCCUCAAGCCGGAGGCCGACAUCACGCCCCUCUCGGGCCUCCUCCCGGACCCGCUGAGAGAAGGGUCUUUGAGUCCAUCUCCGAGGGAAAGCGGCGCAGUGGUCAGCGCCCCCUUGGGAAGCAAGGCCGGAUCGGAGCAGCCUGGGCCAGAGGGCGGGGAGAAAGCUAAGGUCGGGGGUCUGGCAAAGGCCCAGGAUCCCCGGAAGAUGGAGAACCAAGCAGCAGUCAGAGCCCAGCCCCCAGCAGGGUCCGAGAACCAGAGAACGGAGCUGGGUGUCCCCAGGGUGCUGCCAUCCCGUGGGAGCUCACCCUCCUCCCCAUCCUUCAUCUCCAUCCAUUCAGCAGCCAGGAAGCCGCCCAGCCCUGGGGACAGCCCCGACAUCUCCCACCUGUCCCGGGACACCAUGCACUCUUUACCCCGAAGACCCCUGGCGGUGGCCCAGGAGCCCCUCGAAGCCACGCCUAUAGACCGGGGUCACGGAGAGCCGGAGCCGAGCCCGGGGGCCAGCCCCCUGCUCCCGAGGAGGCAGAAAAGCGUCCUGGAGCUGCAGACGGGCCCCCGGGGCUCCCAGCUGUACGGAGCCACCCACACCGUGACCGAGCAGUAUGAAGAAGUGGACCCCUUUGGGAACAAGAUCAUCACGUCAUCCACCACGGUCACCAAGCAGGCCGACGGCCCGGCCAGAGGGGGCUACGAGGGCACCUCCCCUCUGCUGCGCCGCUACCUGCACAACGCCUCCAGGGCCAACGGGGCCCUGCGGGAGGCUGGCAUGGUCUGUGUGACCUUCGGGAACUCCCAGCCCUCUGGCAACUGAAGCCCCUCCAUCCCUGCGCUCGGGAGGAGGGGUCCGCGCUCCAGACCAGCCUGCCCGCAGCGCCUCGAUCGCCGGCCCCCACCUCCCGGGAGACCGAGUGGACGUCCAUUAGGGGCAGAGACCAAAGCAGAGCUCACUCGGGGUGCCAUUGGGGGCUCCCCCUUUUUCCAUAAUUCUCCUUAACUCUGCUCCAUGGGGGCAAAGGGCAGGCGACCUUUCUUAGACUGGGCAAGGAGAGGUCAAGAAAGGCCCUCUGAGAUAAGAGCUGCCCCCGCCCCCGAGGGCCCACUUCUCACACUCACACUCACACAUGCUUGCACACCCAAUGACACAACCCUGUCUUCCUCCAGGCCCAUGAGGAUCCGAUGCACACGAGUCCCCAUGAACUCUCCCAAAUGUGCACGUAGUCCUAGGCUCUCACGCUCCCUGAGGGGUCCCCGACUUCUCCUCCCUUACAAGUCCCUUUUCUUUCCUUCACACCCUCUCUCUGAGGGAAACCCCCCUUAUUCUCCCCUCUUAUUUCCCCCCUUAUUUCCCCUUCUUAUUUCCCCCUUAUUUCCCCCCCUUAUUUCCCCCUCUUAUUUCCCCUCUUAUUUCCCCCCUUU